Messenger RNA from Durio zibethinus, 1536 nucleotides. The record is from RefSeq and is a predicted model, not a curated record. NCBI's taxonomy places the organism in Eukaryota, Viridiplantae, Streptophyta, Magnoliopsida, Malvales, Malvaceae.
AUGGUCCCUGGCUGGAGCCGGGAUGUAGAAUCAUGCAAACUUGUCCUUCUUGACCGAUUGAUGAUCUCUUCUUCUUCUUCUUCUUCUUCUUCUUCAUGGAGUUGUCAUACCCCUUCACUGAAAAAUCUCUUGGUCUUCGAAAAUACCAUCAACAAUGAGUUGAUCAGAAGCUUGCAUGUAUACCGAUUGGAGAAUGGAGAGGGAAAUGAGGUUGAGAGAGAGUUUGUGUUCAGAAAAGAUGGUCCCUAUGUGGAAAUGGCUGCAACCCCUCUUCUUCGAUUGCAGGGGUUUCGAGUUCAGGAGCUUUUUGAAGGCAGAGUUAUCGGUUUGUGGCUCUGCAUUUUUGCAUAUCAUGUCCAUCGUCUCCCUCGUUUCUUCUUCAUUCCUUCUUUACUCUCCAUUUCCAGAAAUCCCAAGCUGAAGUCUAUCCCAACACUUACCAAUGAUCUUCAAAUGAUUUUCCAGAGGGGCUGUGGCACAGAAGAUAGAGGACCAUCUAGGGAGUCAUCUAGGGAAACGUAUACAAGUGAUGUGGAUAAUAACUGCCAGUCAAAAGGAAGUCUGCUUGUACUUGAUCAAGAUCUUAACUGCCUCCCUAAUUCAGUUGCUACAUCUGAAUUACUGAAAUCUCAGCAAACUGAACACAGUGCAACAGUGAAAAAGAAAAAAAGAGCAGACUCUAAGGAUGUAGCCGGAAUUGCUCUUGAAGAUCUUGCAAAAUACUUUGAUCUUCCGAUUGUGGAAGCUUCUAGAAAUUUGAAUGUUGGACUCACUGUUCUGAAAAGAAAGUGCAGAGAAUUUGGUAUUCCUCGCUGGCCUCACAGGAAGAUCAAAUCCCUUGAUGGUCUAAUUCGCAAUCUACAGGAAGAGACAGAGCAGCAGCAGCAAGAGGAUGAGGCUGCAGCCUUUGCUGUAGCGAAGAGGCGAAUGAUGUUGGAGACGGAGAAAGAAAGUAUAGAAAGGGAACCUUUUAUUGACUUAAAGAGCGAGACAAAGCGGUUUAGGCAGGAUAUUUUCAAGCGAAGGCACAAAGCUAGAGCUCUUAAAAGUCAGUGCCUAUCAGUUUUUCAUGAUCAAGUGACUGAAUUAGAUGAUUAAUAUAUAUGACUAUAAGUUGCUGACUUGGUGAAGACCUUUUAACUUAAAGAUUGUAGUCAGAUAAACACUUCCAUAUGUGAACUUUUGCCAAUAUAGUCCUUAUGCUCUAGGACUAGGAGUAAGUGCAAUGUGAAGUUCCCUUUUACAUCCAUUCAUGCUUCGCACAUGUAAUGGGUCUUAGGUAGUGUUCCCCUCACUUUACCUUCAUUCAUUGUUGGUGCUCAUUGUUGCCUUCCCUGGGUAUCAUAUCAUGUAGGUUUGAAUGAAUAGUUAGCUUAUAUAUCAAGCAUAUCUCUAGAAGGAAAGAACCUUAUAUGUGGGACGUAAUUAAGUUUCAGGGCUCUCUGGGGAUGGAGAAACUGAGGUCGAAUUCUUGCUGGUUUUUUGUUCCUUUGGAGUGUUCUUUCUAGUAUGUGUUUGAUUGAUCCCAUUUUCAUG